GGCAACGAUGCAAUUCCCGCAGUUGCUGGCAGCAUCAGACACGUCGUUGACUUUUCCAUUUUCCCUUCCAGCUUUUAGGAUAAACUCCAGUUUGGAUUGAUUUCGACUUUACGGUUGUUAUUGCAGUUUACUCGGGAACUUCUUACAUUGGGUUUAUUCAAACAACAGCAGCAUUAACUAAAGGAGCAACAACAAACAAACAGCGAAAAUGAAUUAUUCGAAAACAUCCUACAGAAAAUCGAUGGGGACUUCCUCCUAUCCGACAGCAACUACUAAGAUAAUUCGCAAAAGUAGGGUAUCAAGUGUCGGAUCAAAUUAUGGCUCACCCUUACAUUUCAAAGAUGGUGUCGUCAGUUCGCUUUCUUCAAAAGGGGCCACUGAUAUCAAGUGCACCAGGGAGAAAGAAAAAAAGGAGAUGCAAGAUUUGAACGAAAGGUUUGCCAACUACAUCGAAAAGGUCCGUUUCCUUGAAACUGAAAAUAAGGCGUUAAAAGAAGCAUUGAAAAAACAAAAACGCGACUUUAACAUUGAGCCGAUGAAGGCUAUGUACCAGACCGAAAUAGACGAACUCAAGAAGCAACUGCUAACGACCACCGACGAAAAUGCAACUCUGAAAGCCCGCAUUGCAACCUUAGAAGAGGAAAUGGAGGGCUUAAACGGACAAAUCCGUCAUCUCAAAGAUGUCAACGAGGAACAACAAAACACCAUCGAAAAUCUCAAUGAGGAGAUAUCCCGACGCAUGUCUGAGUGUGAGAUGCUGAGAAGGAAGGUCCAGGAACUCGAGAAACAACUCUCUGACUGGAAAACUAGGCAUAGCCACCUUGAUAGCCAGUUGCAAGCUCUCAGAAUUGAACUGCAGGAGGAAACUGCUAGUCGUCUCGCUGAAAGCACUCGUGCCCAAUCUUUGGAAGAUGAGCUUAAUUUCUUGAAAGACAUUUAUGAAACUGAAAUCAAAGAAUACAAAGCUUUGUUGGCAAAGGAUAACAGCUUCCCUGAUAUGCGUGAAUACUGGACAUCUGAAAUGGGAUCAUGCAUAAAAGAAAUUAGUCAAGAAUAUGAAAGUCAGCUGGAGGCUUUGGCAUCUAGCUUGGAAGCAAGAUACGAAUCCCAGAUCAGUGAAAUACGCAUGGGUACUUCCAAAGGAGCUGUUGAACUGACGCAACUGACCGACGAGAACAGGAGAUUGAAAAUGCAAAAGAGCGAGCUGGAAGACAGAAUACGCGAUCUUGAAACACAGCUUGCUCAACUGACUGGCCAACUAAGAUCAGUGACAAUGGAGUUAGAAACUACUAUAAACGACUUAGAUCACGAAAAGGAGGCACACAGGAACGACGUCGAAAGACUUCAACUUGAAUUAGAAGGACUGAUGAAGGAACUGCAAGAUCUGAUGGAUGCCAAACUGUCGAUGGAACUUGAGAUUGCUGCUUAUCGCAAACUGUUGGAGGGCGAAGAACACAGGAUAAGUCAUAGCAGUAUGGUGAGCUCAAUCGGAGGAUUCCAGAGCUCUUCGGAGGAAGCACUUUCUAAUGCCAUUAUGCAAAGGUCAACAGCAUUCAAGUCAUCCAUGUCAGCAGAAGGCAGUAUUGCCAACAUGGGUGCAGCUCGUAUAACAGUCCACCGGUCGUCGUCAGGCCCAGUUGCCGUUGUUGAAAUCGAGACAAAUGGACAAUACAUUUCCUUGGAAGAGACAGGUGCUCGAAAAAUAGGAAGGCCAACAAACCUAAAAGGCUGGACUCUUGAGCGCCAAAUGGAACAAGGCGGCAAACUAUUGAGUCACAAAUUUACGGACGACGUCAUUUUCACGGGCAAGAUCCCAAUUAAGGUAUGGGGCUCGAAAUACAGCUCAAGUGCUUCCAAGAACGACAUCGUGAGCCACAUUAACGAGUGGGGAAGUGCUACCGCUGUUUCCAAGACUGUUCUCAAAGACGAAAACAAUAUGGAGAAAGCCGUCUUUAUUAUCAAGAGCAUCUCCGACCGUAACUAGAAGACUAGAAGACAUGGCUGCGCAUGAAGAUCUUUGAAUUUUACAAUUAGUGUUUCUGAAUGCUUUGGAUAAUGAACGAGCUGCAAGUGGCAUUAAGCUUCAAACGCCAAUCCUACACAUUUUUCAAUUGCUAAAGAUAAUGAUGCGGUUGUUAUUGUUUUAUAUUCCUUAACUAAAAUAACGGAAGGGAAAAUAAAAGAAC
Octopus sinensis (East Asian common octopus) is the source of this 2186-nucleotide messenger RNA. Its product is annotated as 70 kDa neurofilament protein. The transcript has 11 exons. The record is from RefSeq and is a predicted model, not a curated record. Lineage: Eukaryota; Metazoa; Mollusca; Cephalopoda; Octopoda; Octopodidae. Bases 209 to 1984 code for a protein of 591 amino acids.